Messenger RNA from Cyclopterus lumpus (lumpfish), 567 nucleotides. RefSeq lists its product as uncharacterized. Gene Ontology annotation, molecular function: molecular adaptor activity. NCBI's taxonomy places the organism in Eukaryota, Metazoa, Chordata, Actinopteri, Perciformes, Cyclopteridae. Gene Ontology annotation, biological process: caveola assembly. Gene Ontology annotation, cellular component: caveola. The transcript is spliced from 3 exons. The record is from RefSeq and is a predicted model, not a curated record. The coding region runs from base 1 to 567 and encodes 188 amino acids.
AUGAACACCAUGAUGAAAGGUGAAGAUUCAGAGGAAGUAGAGAUUGACUUGGAGGACUCUAGUGACUCUGAUGAAUUUGAUAAUGGUGAGGAACCUGAAACUCUCUGGAGGGCCCAUCCUUCUCUUGAAGAAAAGGAAGACAUUCAUACGUCCACAAUGGUCGAAAUCAGUGAUACCAAGCCUCUGAUAAAUGUCCGGGACCCCCGCGGUAUCAAUGACUGUCUCAAGGUGACGUUUGAGGAUGUGAUUGCUGAGCCGGUGUCACUGCGCAGUGGGGACAGAGUGUGGAUCUGGAGUCAUGCCCUGUUUGAGGUGUCUAGGGUUUGGAUCUACAGGGUAGUGACAGUGCUUCUGGCCAUUCCCAUUUCAAUUAUCUCUGGUCUUCUCUUUGCCAUCCUCAGCUGCCUCCACAUCUGGAUUGUCGGUCCUUGUAGCCACUGUGUCCUCAUCGGGGCACACUGGCUGCAGAGCCUAUGGAGCAUUGUGCUGGGCAUCGUUGUGCGCCCCUUCCUCACGAGUGCUGGGAGAUGCUGUGGAGGCUUCAGUGUUCACCUGGCCAGAGAAUGA